CAUUCCUGACAUUCCGAUCCGCGCUGUCGAAACCGCAGCACGCACACUCUCUCACUCACACGCACACACAUGCCCGCAAACACGUACACUACACACGCACACUGACAUGAGCGGAUAUUAUACACUCGGCGUAGAGCGCGAGCGCGGGCGCGUGCGCACGUAUAUGCCGCAGUGACGUUCCCCAGCCCCGCGGGACACCACAACCGAAUCCGUUUGAGAACAGGUAAGUCCUCCGGUCGGGAUCGUCGUGUGUAUUCAAAUCGAUUACACCAAAACUGCACUGUCGUCGGCAUAAUAAUAAUAAUAAUAAUAAUAUUAUUAUUGUUAUCGUUAUCGUUACUUCUUCUACUGCUGCUGCUACUGUCAUCAUUUGUCGCCGAUAGUUUUUUUUUCCGCGGUUGUCGCGCGAUCGUCGCAUAAUCCUAUCCGUUGCGGUGUAUAACGAUCGAUUCAAUAACAUAUUAUUACAUCGCAAGCGCCGUCGAGGUGUUCACAUUCCGGUCGUCUCUCUGCAGCAGACGGCGAAGACAAGGACGCGCGGAAAAUGGAAAGCGAAUCGCCGUUAGAAGUGCUGUCCAGAGCGGCCACGAUGUUACACAGGGAGGAGACGGCAGCGGCCGCUGCUGCGGCUGUGGUGGAGUCGUCUUACGCCACCAAUCAUUCGAGGGCGCUGUCACUGAGAUGUUCGGCGAUGGAAGGAACCGUCGGCACUGUCGGAAAAUGGAAGAGAGAGAGAAGACACAGGGCCGUCUGCACGUCACCCGUAUCACCAACUCCGACGCCUUUCAGAAACUCUCAAGAACCGUUGGAUAUGACGACGACGGCCGGUUCCAGGGCGAUGCCCAAAGAACGGGCUUCAGUGAUCAUGGCGUCGCCGGCCACCGGGCACAGAGCACCGUCGGCGGCGGCGACAGGCGGCAUUAGCGAUCCAGUUAUCGACGAACAUUUCAGGCGGUCCUUGGGCAAAGACUACAUGAACGUGUUCGCGCCGGCCGCCGCGCAACGACAACAGCAACAGGCUCCGGAAACAGCCGCCGCCGCACCAUCGACCGACGGUGAAGAUAACAACGCAGGAUUAUCAGCGGUUGACGAUCAUUUCGCCAAAGCUCUGGGCGACACGUGGGUAAAGCUGCAAAAAGAAGAAUACCAAAAAAAGAGAAAAGAGACAGCGACCGCCGCCGCUGAUGGCAGGCAAAAAGUGAACGUAUACGCGGCGUGAGGGAGAAACCCGACAGGAAAAACAGAACAAAAAUGAGAUAAUUUUAGGGGAUUUGUGUUAUAUUUAUAUUAUAAGUGCAGCAGGAGCAGCCGGAUGUGCGCCCGGCUUCGGGACGGUGGGCUAACCUGCGUAGACUACUAUUUUAUGUAUAUGAUUUUAUUCUUUGUACACUUUAAACUUUGUAAAUAAAGAAAAAAAUAAGUA
Messenger RNA from Melanaphis sacchari, 1423 nucleotides. RefSeq lists its product as uncharacterized. Gene Ontology annotation, molecular function: transcription coactivator binding. The transcript is spliced from 4 exons. The coding region runs from base 545 to 1219 and encodes 224 amino acids. The record is from RefSeq and is a predicted model, not a curated record. Gene Ontology annotation, biological process: negative regulation of DNA-templated transcription. Lineage: Eukaryota; Metazoa; Arthropoda; Insecta; Hemiptera; Aphididae.